Messenger RNA from Calliphora vicina (urban bluebottle blowfly), 1552 nucleotides. Its product is annotated as zinc finger Ran-binding domain-containing protein 2. Gene Ontology annotation, molecular function: lipopolysaccharide binding; RNA binding. The transcript is spliced from 3 exons. Gene Ontology annotation, biological process: RNA processing. The coding region runs from base 111 to 1361 and encodes 416 amino acids. The record is from RefSeq and is a predicted model, not a curated record. Lineage: Eukaryota; Metazoa; Arthropoda; Insecta; Diptera; Calliphoridae.
CACUUAAGAGGAAAAAAUCCUGUGAAAAAAUAAUUUAUCUAAAUUGAAGCAAAGUUAUUUGCGGAUUAUUUAUAGAAAAGAAGGCAUUUUUGUGUGAACACUACAGAAAAAUGUCUUCCAGCUUAUCAGAUGUGUGUGGUAGUAGCAGUCGUGAUGGCGUUGGUGGUAGCGGAGCCGGUGGUGUUAAUAAUGGUGAUUGGAUUUGUGGCGAUGUAACCUGUCGUCAUUCGAAUUUCGCUCGCCGUCAGCAGUGUAACAAAUGUCAACGUGAUCGCAGCUUGGAACGCAGCAGUAGUGUGGGAAGUAGUGGUUCGAGUAAAAAGAAAUUGGGUACGGAAAUUGGAAAAGUUGCGGCGGAAAAAUCCCGGGGACUGUUUAGUGCCGAGGAUUGGCAAUGUAAUAAAUGCGCCAACGUAAACUGGGCUCGACGCGUAACUUGUAAUAUGUGUAGUGCUCCUAAGUUUUGUGAUGUUGAAGAGAGAACGGGAUUUGGUGGGGGCUAUAAUGAUCGUGGUGUAGUGGAGUACAAGGAACGUGAGGAGUCCGAUAGUGAAUAUGAUGAGUUUGGACGUUUAAAGAAACACAAAAAAAGUUUUUAUAAUAAUGAGGAAAGUGGCAUUAAACAUAAUUUCAGUAAGGAAAAGUCAACAGUAGCAGAAGAAGAUGAGGAGGAUGAAGAAGAAGAUGGCGACGAUGAUGAUUUGGCUAAAUACAAUUUAUUUAGUGAUGAUGAGGAGGCUCUGCCAUCAGUAAAAUCACAAAACCCCAAAGUGAAAGACGAUAAUUCAAAAGAUACUUCAACAAAAUCUUCAAAUGAUAUAGUAAAAUCUAAUAAUAGACGUUCAAGAUCAAGAACUCGUUCAGAUAUUAGACGGCGACAAUCAUUUGCAUCCUCCAGAGCCUCAUCCUCGUCUAGUUCUACUUCAUCAUCAACAUCCUCUUCAACAUCGUCAUCGUCGUCUUCCUCUUCCACCUCCUCCUCCGCAACUAGUUCGUCACAGCACUCAAGAUCGCCCGAAAAAGAUAGUCGCUCUAAAAAACAUUCAUAUUCGCGUUCCCGCAGUCGAAGUAGCCCAAGGUCACCAUCGACAAGAAAAAGAUCAUCCUCCCGUGAUGGCAAUACAAACAAACGAUCUCAUGAUACAUCAAAGUUGACUACAACUGAACGCCAUCAUGGCUAUUCUUCUAAAUCUCGCUCUAAGUCGCACAGUUCGAAUCACAGCUCCCGAUCUCCACCCACUAAGCGCAAAGGUGUUACUGAUCGUAACACCAGUUCAACACGAAAACACUCACGUUCACCGCGUUCGCACCGUAAGAGAACAACCCGUUCCCGUUCAGUUACACCCAAACGUAGGCGUUGAUCGUAGUAGGGUAGGAAGAAUGUUGAAAAGUAGAAAAACAUAAUAUGAAAUUUAAUUAAAACAACAUUGAUGCACUUGUUUAUAUUUAGUAAGAUGAUGUCCACACUUUAUUCCAAAUGAAAUCCCAAUUUUAAAGCAAGCGAAGACAAAGAAUGAAAUGAGCUUUUAUUAAAGCUUUGUACGAAAUUGCA